CUACAUGAGCCUCCCAGCUGACUGGCAGGGCUAGCAUCAAAUCGCAGUAUCUUGAGAAGAGCAAAACACUGCAGCAGACUGGAAGCCCUAAGUUGGUGUCUAAAAUCUCGGGAAAGAUAAGCUGUUGUGUUGGUGACCUAUUGGAAAUACGGAUUGAUCCACACCUCUUCCUGGAGUGACUGGAUUGUCCCUGCUUUGUCAUGCAGGGAAAAAAGGAGACAGCAGCAGAACAGCAAUUGUGAGGAUGCUCGGAUUCCACUGACCAGCCCAUUCUUUAGCUCAGGGGAGCAAGAUGGAAAAGGAGAAGUGGUGUAAAGUAAUGGGCCAGGAGGCACUGGCCAUGCCCAGGUCUCUUCUCUAAAGAGCGGUUGCGGAUGUUGAGGAAGCCGCAAGGGAGAUGCGUGAAUAAACCAAAAUGGAAGGAGGGAAUGGCCCAGAUUUGCAGCUCCAGCAACUUCCUCUCGCAACAGCUGCCAUAUCUCUACUGCCCCAUGAGGAUCCCUAUUCUUACAAGGAAAACUUGAUCGGUGCAUUACUGGCUAUAUUUGGUCAUCUAGUUAUCAGUAUUGCACUCAACCUCCAGAAGUAUAGCCACAUCCGGCUGGCAGGUUCAAGAGACCCCCGGGCCUAUUUCAGGACCAAGACAUGGUGGUGUGGUCUGUUCUUUCUGCUGCUGGGAGAACUGGGGGUGUUUUCGUCCUAUGCCUUUGCACCUCUUUCACUGAUUGUGCCACUCAGUGCGGUGUCUGUUAUAGCUAGCGCAAUCAUAGGAAUUAUAUUCAUUAAAGAAAAGUGGAAACCCAAAGACUUCCUGAGACGCUAUGUUUUGUCCUUCCUAGGCUGUGGUUUGGCGGUUGUUGGAACUUACCUGCUGAUAACAUUUGGACCCAACAGUCAUGAGAUGAUGACAGGAGACAAUAUAACUAAGCAUUUAGUCAGCUGGCCAUUCCUUUUAUAUAUGCUUGUGGAAAUCAUACUGUUCUGCCUGCUGUUAUAUUUUUACAAAAGGAAAAAUGCAAACUACAUAGUAGUUAUUCUUCUGCUGGUAGCAUUGCUGGGGUCUAUGACUGUAGUGACUGUGAAGGCUAUAGCAGGCAUGAUUGUUGUCUCAAUACAAGGAAGCCUCCAGCUUGGCUACCCUAUAUUCUAUAUCAUGUUGGUAUGCAUGGUUGCAACAGCCGUAUUUCAGGCAAGGUUUUUAACCCAAGCCUCACAGCUGUAUGACUCAUCUCAGAUUGCCAGCAUAGGAUACAUCCUGUCCACAGCAACAGCGAUUACAGCAGGAGCAACCUUCUACUUGGACUUCACUGGUGAAGAUGUUCUCCAUAUAUGCAUGUUUGCACUAGGGUGCCUCAUUGCAUUUUUAGGUGUCUUCUUAAUCACAAGAAACAAGAAGAAAUCCAUACCAUUUGAACCCUACAUCUCCAUGGAUGCUAUGCCAGGCAUGCAGAAUGUGCACGACAAAGGAAUUGCAGUUCAGCCUGACCUCAAAGCUUCCUUUUCCUAUGGUGCCCUGGAGAACAAUGAUAGCAUGGCAGAGAUCUACACUCCAGCCACACUGCCAGUAGUGCAAGAGGAGCAUGGUUCCAAAGGAGUUUCUGCACUGCCCUACCGUGUGCUGGAGCACAGUAAAAAGGAGUGAGUGCUCUUUAAGAAGCUGACUUCGGGCAACAAGAGUGUGGUCUUUUAUUUAUUUAUCGCGUUGGUUUUUGGAUCCAUUAAAAUAUAAAUGAGUAUGUUAAAGCUGAACUCCGUAUGGUUUAAAACUAGUCUCAAACUUAACUUUCAGGACGGAUUAUUUGAAUAAAGGACUCUGUAUAGUUGUGAA
Gopherus flavomarginatus (Mexican gopher tortoise) is the source of this 1828-nucleotide messenger RNA. RefSeq names its product NIPA like domain containing 3 (gene NIPAL3). The transcript has 12 exons. The record is from RefSeq and is a predicted model, not a curated record. Gene Ontology annotation, molecular function: magnesium ion transmembrane transporter activity. Gene Ontology annotation, biological process: magnesium ion transport. Gene Ontology annotation, cellular component: membrane. The coding region runs from base 416 to 1642 and encodes 408 amino acids. Lineage: Eukaryota; Metazoa; Chordata; Testudines; Testudinidae.